UUCUCAACAUGCUGAGUAACCCUCUUGGGAACAUCCUGGCGAAGCCUCCACUGGGUUUCAUGCCUCUAGACCCCAUUGGUUCAGACCUGUCAGAAAAGUUCUCCACGCCCAGCCUGAGGAAUUCCCGCAUGGAUUCCCGCUCCCUCCUGGACUCCCGCUCCAGCAGCCCCUCAGACUCGGACACUAGUGGGUUCAGCUCUGGCUCUGACCACCUCUCAGACUUGAUUUCAAGCCUUCGCAUCUCCCCUCCUCUGCCCUUCCUGCCUCUCAGUGGGGUGUCGAGAGACCCCUUGAAGAUGGGAGUAGGAUCCCGACUGGAUCAAGACCAAGCUGCCCUGGCUGCAGUCACUUCCCCUCCAGCCAGCGCAUCAAAAAGAUGGCCUGGAGCAUCUGCGUGGCCUUCUUGGGAUCUCCUGGACUCUCCAGAAGACCCUUUCAGUAUUGAAAGAGAAGCUAGGCUUCACAGGCAAGCAGCAGCUGUGAACGAAGCCACCUGCACCUGGAGUGGACAACUGCCUCCCCGAAACUACAAGAACCCUGUCUACUCCUGCAAAGUGUUCCUGGGAGGAGUCCCGUGGGACAUUACGGAAGCUGGAUUGAUCAACACCUUCCGUGUGUUUGGCUCCUUGAGUGUGGAGUGGCCUGGUAAGGAUGGCAAACACCCACGCUGCCCUCCCAAAGGUAAUAUGCCAAAAGGGUACGUCUACCUGGUGUUCGAGUCGGAGAAGUCCGUGCGUGCCCUGCUCCAGGCGUGCUCCCAGGACCUCCUGAGCCCCGACGGGCUCAGCGAGUACUACUUCAAGAUGUCCAGCCGCAGGAUGCGCUGCAAAGAGGUGCAGGUGAUCCCCUGGGUGCUGGCAGACAGCAACUUUGUGCGCAGCCCCUCGCAGCGGCUGGACCCCAGCAAGACGGUGUUCGUGGGGGCCCUCCACGGGAUGCUGAACGCCGAGGCCCUGGCGGCCGUCAUGUGCGACCUCUUCGGAGGGGUGGUCUAUGCCGGCAUCGACACGGACAAGCACAAGUAUCCCAUCGGGUCUGGCCGUGUAUCCUUCAACAACCAGCGCAGCUACCUGAAGGCUGUGACCGCUGCCUUUGUGGAGAUCAAAACCACCAAGUUCACCAAGAAGGUCCAGAUCGACCCCUACCUGGAGGACUCCCUGUGCCAAGUCUGCAGCACCCAGCCUGGCCCAUUCUUCUGCAGAGACCAGAUCUGCUUUAAGUACUUCUGCCGCUCCUGCUGGCACUGGCAGCACUCCAUGGAGGUCCUGCGCCACCACCGCCCACUGAUGCGCAACCAGAAGAACAGAGACUCCAGCUAA
Merops nubicus (carmine bee-eater) is the source of this 1319-nucleotide messenger RNA. RefSeq names its product cytoplasmic polyadenylation element binding protein 1 (gene CPEB1). The annotation marks the transcript as partial. Lineage: Eukaryota; Metazoa; Chordata; Aves; Coraciiformes; Meropidae. Gene Ontology annotation, molecular function: translation factor activity, RNA binding; ribosome binding; mRNA regulatory element binding translation repressor activity. The transcript has 9 exons. The record is from RefSeq and is a predicted model, not a curated record. Gene Ontology annotation, cellular component: nucleus; cytoplasm; synapse. Gene Ontology annotation, biological process: negative regulation of cytoplasmic translation.